Molecule: messenger RNA, 588 nt
Organism: Trichoderma breve
Lineage: Eukaryota; Fungi; Ascomycota; Sordariomycetes; Hypocreales; Hypocreaceae
Product: FAR1 DNA-binding domain-containing protein
Exons: 1
Coding region: 1-588 (195 amino acids)
Source: RefSeq, a predicted model, not a curated record
AUGCCGCUCCAACCUCCCCCAACCGACAAGCACUUCGCAACAUCAGACGAGGCCUUUACAGCGCUCCAGGCCCACGCGCGCAACGAAGGCUUCGCCAUGGUCAAGAAGCGGCCGUCCUGCUACGAGGACGGCAAGCCGCGUCGCUAUGACAUUGCCUGCGUGCGCGGGAACGGCGCGUACAAACCAAAGUCUGCAGGGCUGCGAAAGUCCACGACGAAGCGCACGGGGUGCCCGUUCAAGAUGAAGAUUGUGCAGAGGAAGGACUCGGAUGAUCUUUGGGUGCCGGGGAUUCUUUGUGGCGAGCAUAAUCACGAACCGGACCUUCCUAUUGCCUUUCCGGAGCACCGGCGUGGUGCGUUGACGGAUGCCCAGAAGACCAUUAUUAGGGCGCUGCUGCAUCACUCAAAUCUCUCGGCGAGGGGCAUCAUUGAGGUGCUGAAGCAUCAGUAUCCUGAUGUUCUUCUUACAGAGAAGGAUAUCUGGAACUUGCGGCGGGAAUCUAUCCUGUUGGGGUGGCCCAUUGUUAAAGAAGGUACUACUACUACUACAAGUACCGGAACUACGAAUACAGGUACUACGAGUACAUAG